AUGACGGGAUCCUCCGGACGGACGAGGAAGUCGUCGAGCUCCUUCAACCAGGUCGGCAUCAGGGACAACGGGUGGGGCCGACGGCGUUCGGGACCGGGACCAAACGGUCACAGUCCCGGAUCCACCCCGGGUCAGUUGCCGGAACCGAUGCCAUCGCCAGAGCCCACGCUAUCGCCUCAAUCUGCUUCACCUUGCCGCAGCGAGACGAGCCUCGCGUCGCAUGAGCCGUCAAUGAUCCCGUACGAGGAAAGGAAGCUUGACUACCUUCUGCGCAGAGCAGACGACCGCAUCGUCGCGAGUGGUGCUCCUCUUCAUCACGGAUGGAAGCAUGUGCAUUCAGACAUCCUUAACCAGCUCGUCACGGAGCUACAACAUGUGGGCCCGGGGGCGGUCUGCGGUAUCAGGGCAAUGCACACCUCUGUUGCUUGCCUGAUCAUCUUGAUCGGUUGCUACGUGAAUGGCAAGAUGGACAAGCCAGAGGAACUCACGACGGUGAGGAGCGGGGUACAGGACAUUGUACUGAGCUUGUGCACAGUUCCUCGCCAAGAGGCACGUGUGGAAGCUUAUCAGGCGCUCACAACCCUGAGCUCCAGCGACCACAGCCUCGUGAAGAGGAAUUGCUCAGAACUUGUGCAGCUUCUGCCCAUCAAUGGUCCUGGAGACCAUGACAUUAUCCACGAGAUGCUAGCUAAGCACAUGGACUUGGCUCUCUCGGACUGUCUCCAAGUCAUGGUCGAUCACUACUGUGCUGGACCACUCAAGAGCCUCAUUCUGGACUUUUUGACGUCAGAGCGGGGCUGUGACGCAUUGGCCACCGUCAUAGGUGACCCUGCUCGUGAGGUCGAGCUUGCACAGCGGCUCGCGCCUAUCCUACCUACCACAAGCCGGGACAAGCUAGACAAGGUCAUCGACAUCUUGUCCUCUCUUCAAAAUGUCUGGCUCGAUCCGGAAGGGCCCCCCUCCAACGAGCGACUGGCCCGCAACAUGCAGGCGGCUGAAGCAGCACUUUUGUGGCACUUGUGCUUGGCGCUCAUGGUGCAGGGCGGCACUUACGACUACCCAGCCAAGCCCGGCACAGUUCUGGAGUCAGCCAGGAUCGAGACUAUCGUAGAAGAGGCUUUUGCCCCCCAGACUUCCAUCAUCGAGGGUGGGCUUGUUCACUUCAAGAACCUUGUGACCGCAUUGCAGGUCGAUUCUUCCCGAGCACAGACCAGGCCUUCGGCCUCAAAGGCCUUCAUUGAGGAUCUCGAAGAUGCCGUCAAGUACUUCUUCUGCGUCCUGCCGGCACAAUCCAGUGCCCAAGCAGCAGAAGAGUGUCUGCAUCACUUCUCCCCAGCUCAGAAAGUAGCAUUCUUUCGCUCCACUGCAAACUUGGCUGCAAGGGUCUUGGCAGCGGAAAGGUUUUGUCCCGUGGAGCUUGGCUUCUCCGCAGAGUCUCAUGCUCAAGAGAUGUUGAGAGUGAUCGCACGAGCAUUCAUCACGCACGUACCAGUCCCGGACGCAGACUCCAAAGGCACCAGCAAUGUGCCUGUGGUCGAAGGAGAACGGACGAAGGCCCGUCAUGCAUAUCUCGUCCUUUCGGCCGAAGCCCUCUUGGCAGCAGCUCACCAAUGCGAGUUGACUCUCACCUUGUCAUCUCGCGCGGCAGCAUGGCUCUCACGUCGCGUCAACGGGCGUUUUCGGGCACUGAUGGACUUGGCUGGUGAUGCUCGCCGCCUCCCGGAGGAGGUGCAUGCCUCAGCUGCGAUGCUAUUGCGACUCUGUGAAGAGUACACCACUCCACGUCGGCCACGACAAACCUAUGAGAAUACUGCGCUCAAGCCCGAGUGGCUGAUGCCGCCGCCCCCUUUCCCCGAGUCCAAUCUUGCCGCCUCCACCCCAGCUUGGAAGCCCAUUGCUUCGAAGGGGCGCUCAUCCACCGACGCAGGGCACAAAGCUCCCAAAAGGGAAGGCAGUCCAGUUGGCUUGGCAACAACCAGACGAGUUCGCGGCCGCGAGAGUCCUGCCGAGGGGCGUCGAUCGCGUCGCUGA
Messenger RNA from Moesziomyces aphidis, 2031 nucleotides. The record is from the annotation of a GenBank genome assembly. Lineage: Eukaryota; Fungi; Basidiomycota; Ustilaginomycetes; Ustilaginales; Ustilaginaceae.